CAUAAUUCCCAGCGUCGACACAACAUGGAAGAGGCCAACAGCUGCAAGAGAACAAUGUUUUGCCUGUAAAGCAGCUCAAAAAAGAAAGCGUUUUAGUCGAUUAAUUUAAAUGCUGCGAGUCGGCCGUGGUCAUGUAACGUUACAACAUAUUUCGUCAAUGAAUUUUGGCCGAUUAAAGACCCAAGUAUGAGUAUUAUCCAAGACAAGCUAGGCAAUGAGUUUUUACGGAAUGGAGGGAUGGACCCCAACUUCCCCCCCAACAUGAUCAUGUUCAGCCAUUUACCGCCAGUGACCAGCUUCACGUGCCUGACUCCGCAAGCCUCCAUGUCGGAUCUGCCCCAAGAGAUGAUCCUGAAGAAGGAGCGUGACUCUCCUGACCACAGUGGUGGCUUUCUCCACAGUAUGGGUAUAAAACAGGAGAAGCUCAGUGAGUUGGAUUACCGCCUUCCAAUGUAUGCAACAGGAACCGGAACAGCAGGAGGAAAAAGCACUGAUAUGCUGGACAUGUCGUUUGGCAACCACCAGAAUAUGCUUUUGCAUGACCUAAGCCUUAGCAACCAGUUCUCCAGAAGACAGGGGAAAGACCCAAAAGAAUCUGGGCCUAGAAGAGGGAGGAGAGCAAAUGGAGAAGGAGCAGAUAGCAAAGCCAGAAGGAAACAAGGAGAUUCCACAAAGUCACUCAUGCUGGAUGGUGAUGCUGGGCCCCUCUCUCCCAACUCUAAACCACAUGUUUGCGAGCACUGCAAUGCAGCUUUCCGCAGUUCGUAUCAUCUACGGAGACAUGUGCUCAUCCACACAGGUGAGAGGCCUUUCAGGUGCAGUCAGUGUAAUAUGAGCUUCAUACAGAAGUAUCUGCUGCAACGGCAUGAGAAAAUCCACAGCGGGGAGAAACCAUUUAGCUGUGACCAGUGCAACAUGCGCUUUAUACAGAAGUACCAUAUGGAGAGACACAAAAGGACACACAGUGGAGAAAAGCCAUAUAAAUGUGACACCUGUCUACAGAAUUUUUCACGGACUGAUCGAUUACUGAAGCACAAGAGAACCUGUGGAGAAGCCAUAAAGAAAGGUCUGGACCCAGGGAUGCUGGACCUCAGAGAUGAUGGGGACAUGGGUCAAGGCAGCUACCUACUCACUCAGGGAAACACUAGUGCCCCAUCACGCAAGAGGGGCAAGUCCAAAAGUAGCAAUGAUGGAGGAGAGCAACGAAGAAAGAAAGGAGCGGCUGCGGGAGGAGGAGUGGAGGUGGCACAAGGACUCUGCCCUCAAGACUAUGCCUUGAACUUCCCCAUUGGAUCUGGGGCAUCUUCUUCAGGGGGUCUUGAUGAGACAAGCAUGGAUAACCAGCAUGGACGAACACCCAAGCUGGUCUAUAAAAAUGGUGGCCCCAAGGGAAAUGACAAGGGUGUGGUUUCUAUGGAGGAGGCCAACAAUGUGCAGAAGCCAAGCUCUAUGAGCAUGCCUGGAGCUGGAAAUAUGGACGAUCUUGGCCUCCUCCAAACCUCCAGUGGACCCAAACAAGGAGGUAACAGCAGCAAUUAUGAUGAUGCCAUGCAGUUUUUGAAAAAGAGACGGUACCUGCAUGCUGCUAACAGCGCAGCAGGCUUCAGCUCUGUCCACCUUCCUCAGCCGACAGUAAUUCAGGGUGCCAUUGGAGAACCUACAUUGGCUUUGCUCGACACCUCGCCUUUGGUAAGCAUUGACAAGCAUGACAAAUCAGGGAUCCCAGAUGAGGUGCUGCAAAGCCUGCUAGACCACUAUAGCCACAAAUCUGAUGGCUCUCACCAUGAUGUGACAUUCGAUCUGCAAGAUUCACACCACGUGGAAUUGCAUCCAGCCUCCGCCACCUCUGAACUGGGUCAGGAUGAGGGAUCUCCCAGCUCUGGAGACAAGAAUGGGGUGAUGAACGAGUACUCAAAGUUCUUGCUUCAGACCCUGGAGAGAACCAGCCAUAGCAGCAACUUUAUUUUGGGCCCAUCUGGACCCUACCCAAGCCUGUUGUCAUCUAGCAGCAGCCCUGCUAGCACACACUUCCCAGACAAAAACAUCUACACCACCUCACCACUGGAGUGUGGAUUUGGACAGCCUGUUUCCUCCCUUCUUGCACCUUCCUCUUCGACAUCCUUAAGCAAGUCCCAUUUUGGGAUGCUGGUAAGUUCUCCAUCGCCUUCCCAUGCCUCACCAUCCUCUCAACAGGCCUUUCAUCUCAGCAGUCUGGAGCCUGCUCCUCACCAGCAGCUUACCCCGUCUCAAGAGCUCACCGAACAGCUGGAGAAGCAGCACUCACCGCCAUACCCUCUUUCAACUCAGGAGCUGACCAAUGGUGGCCAGAAAGACCAGCAGUCCAAGAACAUUGGCUCUUCGGUCAACAACAGGAAUGGCACCGGUGGCAGCUCGUGUAAUGGUUCUGUCUACUCUGAGCUCACUGCCCUGGAGCCAUCUAAGGAAGUGGACAUGCGUUCCACCUACCAGAUAGAGACUUUCGCCCAAGCCUUCGGGUCUCAAUUCAAGUCUGGUUGCCGAACCCCACUUGGUUAUGGUGGUGGGUCACAAGUGGGUGUCGUGGAAGUCGACCACGGGAUACAGCAGACUCCCGCGUCUGAAUUCUCAGGGUAUACUAAUCUGUUAGCAGAUGUUAACGAGCCAGCUAGCUCAGGAUCCAAAACCCCCACAAGCCAAAGUUAUAGGUAAAGGUUAAGGAAGCACACCUGACCCUGUUAUGUGGGAUGAGGACUUUCUCCGAUGCUUCCCUCUCCUUGCUGAUUAAAACGUUAAUACACUGCCA
Molecule: messenger RNA, 2782 nt
Organism: Carassius carassius (crucian carp)
Lineage: Eukaryota; Metazoa; Chordata; Actinopteri; Cypriniformes; Cyprinidae
Product: zinc finger protein 281-like
Exons: 7
Coding region: 187-2688 (833 amino acids)
Biological process (GO): regulation of transcription by RNA polymerase II
Molecular function (GO): RNA polymerase II cis-regulatory region sequence-specific DNA binding; DNA-binding transcription factor activity, RNA polymerase II-specific
Source: RefSeq, a predicted model, not a curated record